ACUCGAGAGCCUCAUCCGACUACAAAAGCUGCAUCACCAAUAACCUACCCAUCAGUCAAUUUCACCGCCGUCCACUGUAUCACGCCAUUGCACGCACUCUUCAAUCACAUCAUUUAUCAUGGACUACUCUACAGAACACAUCGCCAAUGCUUACCAGUCAAAGCGACUCGAGUACGUCCGAGCCGACAAGACCGAUGAAAACCUUAAAAAGAUCGCUCUCACAAUCCUUCAAGAUCCUGUCAUCCAGGCCCUUUCAGCACCCACCAUGCUCUUGCCAAAGGGGCCCAAGGAGGUCGACUCAUACAUAGAGUCGGUUGUCAAUUCUUUGCUCGGUGUCGCUAUAUAUCUCAGAGAUGAUGCCGAUGACGAGACAGAAGACAAAGACAAGAAGCCUCGAACCAUCAUUGGCGUCAUGUGCAUCGGCUGGGGAGGCAUCUCACCCACAGUUGCCCAUCAUCGGACUGCCGAGAUUGGCAUCUCUCUUAUUAAAGAGCAUCAGGGCAAGGGCUACGGUAGAGAAGCCAUCAACUGGAUGGUGGACUGGGGCUUCCGACACGCUGGCCUGCAUACAAUUGGUAUUACUACUACCGAUUACAACCCCCGAGGAGUAUAUCUUUACGAGAGUAUUGGUUUCAAGCUGGAAGGCCGAAGACGGCAGACUGUUUGGAUGAACCGCAAGUGGUACGAUCUGAUCGAGUUUGGAAUGACGGAAGACGAAUGGGAAUCACUUCGGAGUCUUGAUACGAAAGAAACAUAGUUUAUUUGAUCAAUACUCAAUUGCAACGUAUUUGCAAAAUGGCAUGGCCGUGAAGCUGGCGCAGAAGAAGAAUAUCCGUGCUCAUCUUGAUCAAGGUUGCUGACAGUGGAAGGCGAGAUCAUGCUCGCACAGGCAGAGGCGUCAGCUCAUGCUUUCUCGACCUCAUGGAGCAAGAAAACACGAGAGUUUAGAAGAGAAUGAUAUAAUAAACUCAGUAAAGAUUCCCUAAAUUUAGACUAGAUUGCCCAAGUCUUCACCACUUAUGAUAAAAGUCUCAAG
This is a messenger RNA of Fusarium verticillioides 7600, 1036 nucleotides long. RefSeq lists its product as hypothetical. The record is from RefSeq and is a predicted model, not a curated record. Gene Ontology annotation, molecular function: acyltransferase activity, transferring groups other than amino-acyl groups. Lineage: Eukaryota; Fungi; Ascomycota; Sordariomycetes; Hypocreales; Nectriaceae. The transcript has a single exon. The coding region runs from base 119 to 757 and encodes 212 amino acids.